Molecule: messenger RNA, 5839 nt
Organism: Monodelphis domestica (gray short-tailed opossum)
Lineage: Eukaryota; Metazoa; Chordata; Mammalia; Didelphimorphia; Didelphidae
Gene: DARS2
Product: aspartyl-tRNA synthetase 2, mitochondrial
Biological process (GO): aspartyl-tRNA aminoacylation
Cellular component (GO): mitochondrion; cytoplasm
Molecular function (GO): aspartate-tRNA ligase activity; ATP binding; nucleic acid binding
Source: RefSeq, a predicted model, not a curated record
AGGUGGGAGUAGGAGUAGGAGCAGAAAUAGGAAUUGGGGCGGAGUCGACCUAGAGUCUCGAACCUGGGCGGGGUGACGAGAUCGUCUCCUCCUCUAGAAGGAGUUUUGGGUUUGGAAAUCGGAGGUUCCAGUUCUGGUUGCCUCUGCCACUAAUUUUUUAUGUGAUCUUAGAUUAGUAGCCUCCCUUCUCCGGACCCCUAAAUCCCCCGCCCCGGCAGAAUGAACCGAGGGUCUCAGUGCUCUCUUCCUGGUCUACCGCCCUGCAAGCUUCAUCACAUUCUAUAAUAUUUAACAGUGGAAAACCCUCUCAAGUAGCCGCCCUGUACCUGUGGCUCCAACAUGCCUUUUCCCUGGGGACUGUGCCUGGUGUACAAGAAUUGGGCAGGACCCAUCAGAAAGAAAAUCCUGCCGCCAAUAUUGGGCUCUUCCACCCGAUAUCUGAUGCUCGGCGCACAGAAGAGAACUUCAGAUUUCAAUAGCUUUGUUGUCCGGACUAACACUUGUGGUGAAUUGCGUUCCUCCCACUUGGGCCAAGAGGUUACAUUGUGUGGAUGGAUUCAGUACAGAAGGCAAAGCCUUUUCCUGAUCCUGAGAGAUUUCCAUGGGCUCAUUCAAGUUGUCAUUCCCCAAGAUGAGUCAGCUGCCUCUGUGAAGAAACUCUUAUGUGAAGCUCCCAUAGAAUCUGUUGUCCAGCUGACUGGAACAGUUAUCUCUCGGCCUCCAGGGCAGGAAAAUCCAAAAAUGCCAACAGGUGAGAUUGAAAUCAAAGUGAAAACAGCUGAGCUUUUGAAUUCCUGCAAGAAGUUGCCCUUUGAAAUUAAGGACUUUAUGAAGAAAACAGAAGCUCUUCGAAUGAAGUUUCGCUACUUAGACUUACGCAGUUCCCAAAUGCAGUAUAAUCUAAGACUGAGAUCCCAGAUGGUCAUGAAAAUGCGGGAAUACCUCUGUAAUCUACAUGGAUUUGUGGAUAUAGAAACACCAACAUUAUUUAAGAAAACUCCAGGGGGUGCAAAAGAAUUUGUGGUGCCAUCAAGGGAACCUGGAAAGUUUUAUUCUCUUCCUCAGAGUCCUCAGCAGUUCAAGCAGCUUUUGAUGGUUGGAGGUUUUGACCGAUACUUCCAAGUUGCCCGUUGUUAUCGGGAUGAAGGUUCUAAGCCAGAAAGGCAACCUGAAUUUACCCAGGUUGACAUAGAGAUGUCUUUUGUAGACCAGGCUGGAAUCCAGAAAUUAAUCGAGGGUUUGCUUCAGUAUUCAUGGCCUAAGGACAAAAAUCCUCUUACUAUUCCUUUCCCAUCUAUGACUUACACUGAAGCUUUGGACUUCUAUGGGACUGAUAAACCAGAUACUCGCUUUGGAAUGAAGAUUGUUGAUGUCAGUGACAUAUUUAGGAAUACAGAGAUUGAAUUUCUUCGAGAUAUGCUUAAGAAGCCCCAAGGCGCCAUCAAAACCAUCUGUAUUCCUGGAGGAGCAAAAUAUUUAAAGAGUAAAGACUUUGAGGCCAUUAAGGAAUUUGCUGUUAAUCAUUUUAAUCAGGAAGUUUCACCCUUAUUUCUGAAGACCAGUGGAAGCAGGAAAUCUCCACUUACUAAGCUCUUAAAAGAAGAGGAGAAAUCAGCCCUAAUCAGUCUGCUGAGGGUCCAGGAGGAAGAUGUGGUCCUGUUAACUGCUGGAGAGCACAACAAGGCGUGUUCUGUAUUAGGAAAAUUACGCCUGGAAUGCGCUGACCUUCUGGAAGACAGAGGAGUAGUGCUUCGUGACCCAGCUGCAUUCCACUUCCUUUGGGUGGUGGAAUUCCCACUCUUCCUUCCUAAGGAGGAGGAUCCCAGAGAACUAGAGUCAGCCCACCAUCCAUUUACUGCUCCUCACCCCAGUGACGUUCACCUCCUCUACACUGAGCCAGAAAAGGUUCGAAGCCUGCACUAUGACUUAGUGCUGAAUGGCAGUGAGGUGGGAGGUGGCUCUAUCCGAAUUCACAAGGCAGAGCAGCAGCAGUAUGUCCUGGAGACAGUGUUAAAGGAGGAUGUUAAACUGCUUUCUCACCUACUCCAAGCUUUAGAUUUUGGAGCACCCCCCCAUGGAGGAAUUGCUUUAGGACUAGACAGGCUUGUGUGCCUCAUCACUGGGUCUCCAAGCAUAAGAGAUGUCAUUGCUUUUCCAAAGACCUUCCGGGGACAUGACCUUAUGAGCAAUGCCCCAGAUUAUGUGACUCCCGAAGACAUAGAUCCCUACCAUAUCCAGGUCAAGAGGGCAGAAGACACAGACAGCACAGAUGUCCAGUCUGUCGUUUGUGAAGCCGAGUCUUCACGACUGGUCCUUCCAAGCCUCACAAAGACUGAGAAUCCCUUCGAGAAGCUGGCCUUGGACCAGACUCCUGAGCUUUUGGAUAGAAGGAAACCUAGCAGAAGCCCAGAUAACAAAUGAUGAAGAAAUGGAGCAGAUGGAAGGCGUCUCAUUUUCUCUCGGGAACAGAACACAUCUGCUAUCACAGCCCGAAAGGUCCUGUGCCCCGUGGAUGGCGAGGAUGGGUGAGACAGGCUCCUCUCUGAGAUCAGUCAUCACUUGACACUCGCCAGUGUCCCCGGGGACUGCCCGCCAGUGCAUCUUUUGGAGUCGAAAUGAUCAAAAUUGGGUCAAGGGGGAAUGCUGGUCUGUAAACAGUCCUGUAUGGUUAUGGGGUCAGAACAUUUAGCCUUAUUAUCACUCGGGUAGAACCAGCUAAAUUGUAGCUGUUUUCACUUUCAUUGUCUGGAAGGAGACUGAGCCCAGCUCCAAGCCCACGUGCUCCAAGGUCAUCUCAGCUCGUUCAGCCUCGGUGUCCCUGGCUGCAAAAUAAGCAUGAUACCAUUCGCUUACCUACCUCACAAGGCGGGCAUGAGGAUUAAAUGAGAUAAAAUCCACUGGAAAAUUAAAGUGCUUUGCAUCUGUUAGGUGCUCUGAUUCACUACAAACCAUCAACAGAGAGGCAGCUAAUCAGUUGUGUAGUAUGGUGAAAGCCAAGCAAAGACUAAUGUCAGGUGUUUGGGAAAUGAGCUAUUAACAUGGUUUUAAAGAAUAAUGGAAUGCGUAAAGGUGAUCCUUUGCCCUGAUUAGAAGCACUAGUAUAUGAUAGCACUAAUUAAGAUAGAUUUGGCAUAGUGAAAAGAGCAUGAGUUUCAAAUUCUGACUGCCACAUUGCCUGUGUGAUCUUGAGUAAGUCACUUAACCCUUCUGAUACUCAGCUAUAAUUCCUCAAUUACCCAUUUCAGCAGAAUGUUGGAAGGAAAAUAUCUUAUGACCUAUAAAGAGCUGUAUAAACUUGACCAUAAUGAUAGUAGCGAAACAGGUUCGUUCAAGUAAUGAUGAGAGCUGACAAUAGACAUACAAACAGGAAUCUGAUUAAUUAUACUUGCUUGAUUUAUAAUGGGUUGUAUAUAUUUGAUCCAGAAUUUUAAAAUAGCUUGAUGUAGCUGGCUAUUCCUUAGGUGAGAUAAUUAAAUUCUGGGUCUAUGAUCUAGUCAGCAAAAAAAAAAAAAUUUUUGUAAAUAAAAUUUGUCUUCAGUCCUGUUUUGAGUUCUACAUAUAACAUGGAUGGGGAUAUAUACUAUUAAAAAAAAAACUAGCCAACCAGUAGAUGGUGCUUUUCUCUCAAGUUUAUCUUAUAAUAAUUGCCUCACCUUACUUUGGUGGCCAUUUAGUGGCCAAAAACGUUUAAAUGGAGGACUUUGAUGAAAGGUACUUGCAUUUUCCUGUUCUGUGCCAACUGAAGGGUUUUUUUGAAAUGAACUCCAUUAGGCAGAGGAGUCCCACUUUUUCAAUGACCUCAUUUUCAUCAACAUCUAGUCACCCUUUCAUAAUAUUAUUAAAUAUAUUCACUAUCCCAGCUACACACUAACAAAAUACUCAAACCUGACCAAGAAUUCUUCUUGGCACCAUAAAAAAGUCCCUGUGCUACGAGAGGCACAAAAUCUCAGAGUUCAACAUUAGAUUUCAGAGAAUUUAGUUACAUUACCUAAAUGUUUUCAUGCCUACCAAAAAUACUCUGAAACUCAGUAAACUUCUACCACUUUUUACCUUUUUUUUUAAACCUUUGCCUUCCAUCUUGGAAUUAAUACUGUGUAUUGGUUCCAAGGCAGAAGAGUGGUAAGGGCUAGGCAAUGGGGGUCAAGUGACUUGCCCAGAGUUACACAGCUGGGAAGUGUCUGAGGCCAGAUUUGAACCCAGGACCUCCCGUCUCUAGGCCUGACUCUCAAUCCACUGAGCCACCCAGCUGCCCCCUGCCACUUUUUAAAUGUUGUAUUUUAAUUAAAUUUGAAUAAAAGGUUAAACUGAGCUAGAUCUCUGAGCAAGAUAACAUUUAUUAGGGGCAUCCUGCCUGUCAAUAAAUGAAUCUGUAGCUUGCCUCAGAUUAUGCCAAGGACUCCAAACAAAAGGAUAUUUCCCUUUAUGUAGACUUUGGGGAUUACAGAACAAAGAGCAAAAAUAGGGUAGGUGACCCCUAGGGAUUGAAUACAAAAUACAUGGUUAUAAAGCUGAGGCCCAGGGAACAAUAUGAUUGGUUGGCAGCUUGGUUAAUGGGAGCUAACAGUGAUCCCCCCCCCUCCUCUCAUGAGAUUAAGAAGUGCUCACUGUUGGAGCCAGGUGCAGGACAGCAGCCCAGACUUUGGACAGCUAACCAGACAUCCUCAGAGGAUAGCAGUACAUCCUCAGAGCUUGGCAGUACAAAGAUAUCGAGCUGAAAUUCCUUUUUCAUUCACGGGCAUUCUCCAAGCUGACUCAGUGCGGACGUCAUGAUCAGAUCCCUUAAACAGACGUUGCUGUCCCAGAACUUGGAGUCACCGAAAUGGAGCUCUGCGGAGAUUUUGGUGCCCGGAUGUGAGCUCCGGCAUUAUGAGGCUGGCAUGUGGGCCAGCACUGUGAUCAAAGGAGGCAGUCAGAAGGAGGCACUUCGUCAAGGGUUCAGGAAACUCUUCCACUACAUGCAGGGGGAGAAUGAGACAGAGACUAAGAUUGAGAUGACAGUGCCAGUGACCUGCUUGGUACAGCCUGGCACCACUGAAUACAAGGUUUCCUUCUUUGUACCAACUAAACAUCAGAAUUCACCACCAGAGCCCACAGACCCGGAUGUGUUCCUUGAGCAGAGGAAAGGAGCAGCCAUUUUUGUCAGGUCAUUCGGAGGAUUUGCUUCUGUGGAAAAAUUCAGCAAAGAGGCAAAAGCCCUAGCAGAUACUUUGGAGAAAGAGGGGCAAUCCUUUCAUUCAGAUUUCUACUAUACUGCUGGCUAUAAUAGACCUUUUACACUCUUCAACAGACAUAAUGAAGUUUGGUACUUCAAGAAGGAAGAGGUAGAAGGGCUGUGGAUGGCAAAGAACUUCCUUGGAAAAAUUGGCAAACUUCUAAUCUAAUGGACACUAUAGUGAAGAAAACCUGGGCACCGAUCUCAACUGCCAUUGGCUUACAGCUUGUGAAUCUGUAUGUACCUGCCAUUUCUUUCAAACUAUUUUUUUGUCAAAUGAGUUUAUAUACAAUGGUUUGCAAACUUAAAAAUCCUCUAUAAAACUCUCCUUUUCCCUAUUUAAAGUUUUGUGGUUAAAUUUUUCCAGUUACUCAAAUUGACUUAAGUUUAGUGAGGAUGAAUUUUCAGUUAUCUAAUGUCAUUUAAAUAUUCUUUCUUUCAAAAUAUACCUCAUAAUCUUUUGAAGGGAUGCCAUAUCAUCAUUCCCUUUAAUGGUGCUAAGUGAGCUAAGUAAGCUUUAUAUAAUGGAAACAUAAGGCCUAUCUGAAAUUCAGUUUUGUUGAAAGAUAGCUCAUCACAAUGAUUAAUAUACAUCACUUUAUUAAAAUUCUGUUGGGAACACCUUAA